GUCGUUUUGAUGGGAUGGGCUGGGAUCUUAUACCCACUGUGCAGUAGACUGGUUUGAUCACUUUAGCUAGAGCUGAGACUUGUAAAACAGUUUGGUAUCGAAAGAUUGGCUGUACUUUGCAAAUAACAUGAAGAUCAGUUACAUAGUGGCAGCCUUCCUAAUAACAUUCCUUGGACCGGGAAAAAGUGAGACAGUUGAACAUGCCCCCAACGUCACUCCCCUAAACUAUGUAGGGAAGAUCACCACAGACACAGUCAUAUUGUCAACACCACAAUGCUACUUUGGAAUCCCAACCAACUCAUCUUGCAACCAGACUGACUGUGAGAUCUGGUUGGUGCCUGCACUGAAGUCCUCAAUCAACAAUUUUGAUGCAGAUCAAACAAACCCUGAUCUUUUGAGCCUGUCCCCUUAUCCCACUGCAUUCACUGCCAACGGCUCAAAGAACUAUUUCCUGACUAAAGUGGGACUCCUGAAAGAUUUCCUGUGUUCAUCUGCAUUUGCUAGAGACUCUGGAAGCACUUAUUUCAGAGUGGGAUCAGAGGGAAGCUGUACCACUACUAACUGCAAUGGAGUGCUACCUGAUGGCUCCACUGUGAAUUUUAAGUAUCUCGUUCUUGAUCCUGCCAACAAGGCGGUUUUAUCUGAGACAAAGUGGUCUGAUGACAUCUCUCUGUACACCUCGCAGAAUCCUGAUGCCAUCGAUGACAGCCUUCCUGGAAGAUCCGCUGCAAUGGUGGUCAUCACAGCAAUCCUGUCUAUUGCUAUGUUUUUCCUCCUGGUGUUACUCGUGACCAUGCUCAUCUUAGCUUUGUGCUGGGGUGAGAAGGAGCCAAUCCAAGUUCUAGGAUCCCUGCGCAUUCCACAGUAUGACACUCACCACUUUAAGGACCCAGCUCCCCAUGUUAACCCAUCUUAUGAGCAUGACCAGAGAGGCCACCCUAUAUUCAACGUACCCAGUCCCAUUAAGCUUCAGGAAUUUGAUUAAUAAAUCAUGAUGUGUAGCCAAUAAUUCAAGUAUUUCGUAUGAAUAGAUCUACAGUAUACCACAAGAUUAUUUUGGUGAGGAGGAGACUUAUUAAAGAAUGCUUUUGUUAGAACAUUCCCUUAGACACUUUUAAACAAAUCUACAUUUGAUGUAAAAUGACAAAAUAGAGCAUGCACU
Molecule: messenger RNA, 1162 nt
Organism: Alosa sapidissima (American shad)
Lineage: Eukaryota; Metazoa; Chordata; Actinopteri; Clupeiformes; Clupeidae
Gene: upk3b
Product: uroplakin 3b
Exons: 6
Coding region: 128-985 (285 amino acids)
Source: RefSeq, a predicted model, not a curated record